CCACAUUGCAGAUUGCCACAAACUACAACGCUAUGAUCUACAUUGGAAACAUUGGAAAAAAAGUAAAAUUUAUAAUCUUUCGUGCUUUUUGCUUGGGCAUAAGGAAAUCGUCAACAUCUUAAACGCUGUUUCAUUGUAAACAAGAAAAAACGAUAAGUUUUUUCAUUCAUACCUGGAAACAUGGAAAAAUUGAAUUUUACUUUAGGAGCUGUAAGAAACCUCCGAUCCAGUGUGCGUCAAUGCUUUGAAAAAUUGGCCGAUGGCAGUCCAGAGCAGAAUGAAGAAAACAAUGCGAAAUUCUUGUUAGAGUUUCAGGAAAACUUUAGUGAUAUCAAUCAUCAAAUAAAGGAAUUGGAAGGUAUAAUAAAUAGUUUGCAAGUGCCACCAGCCCCGUAUUACUUGGGUAAUACUACUUAUUUGGCCCAAGAAACUACACAGGAUCGGCAAGCCUUAUAUUCGCAACUGGUUAAUAGCUACAAAUGGAUCGACAAAGUGCAUGAUCAUAGCUUGUUAGCUUACAAUAACCUGAAUGUGAACAGCUUACGUCGUUCAUAUAUUUAUAAUUCACAAAAAAGGGGACGUGUCCAAUGUUCCACUUGUAAUACACCUGAUCCAGAUCAUACGGACAAUUUAUUUAGUGAAAUGAGUCAUCCAAACACUACCUACAAAGUUUGUCGUCCAUUUGGUUCAAGUGCAGUUGUUGUGAUCACUAUAAGCCAUGUGCUGAAAGCAGCUUUGGUUUGCAAGGGGGUACUAAUCGAAUGGGUCUCCGUCAAGGGCUUUGAUGAACAUAUUGAUUUUGACGAUCUCUUCGCUGAAUCGCGCUAUGCCGUUUUUCGCAAAGUUCAAGAAAAUACACAAGCAGCUAUGUUACAUUUCUUCUCGCCUACUUUACCGGAUUUAGCGAUAAAAAGUUAUAUGGCAUGGUUUCACAGUUAUAGCAGACUGUUUGUGGAACCUUGCAAACGUUGCGGGAAGUUCUUAGCCAACGGUCUUCCGCCAACAUGGCGUGAUUUAAGAACUUUAGAGCCUUACCAUGAAGAAUGCAAAAACUAAGCUUUAAAAUUCAAAACAGACUUUCUUUUUUUUUUUUUUUUAACAUAUUUUCCCAUUUUUGUGUAUAUUUAACAUAAGAAACAUAAAUCGAUCAAUUCGCAAAGAAUAAAGUAUCUUCAAUAACACAUUA
This is a messenger RNA of Glossina fuscipes, 1186 nucleotides long. It is a transcript of the gene MED27, whose product is annotated as mediator of RNA polymerase II transcription subunit 27. The record is from RefSeq and is a predicted model, not a curated record. The coding region runs from base 181 to 1056 and encodes 291 amino acids. The transcript has 7 exons. Lineage: Eukaryota; Metazoa; Arthropoda; Insecta; Diptera; Glossinidae. Gene Ontology annotation, cellular component: mediator complex. Gene Ontology annotation, biological process: regulation of transcription by RNA polymerase II. Gene Ontology annotation, molecular function: transcription coactivator activity.